AUGAUGCCCAAUAACAAUGCCAAUAACAAUACCAAUAUCAAAAAUACUGUGGAUCCGGAGCGAUAUCAUGGAUAUAACCAUAACCCGUGGUGUCAACGAUGUCACGGACAUAAUCAUAACCAUAACCGCCAAUAUCGACGCCAAAACGAUGGAAAUACCGAUAUGAUGCCAGGCCACAGUGCCUAUAUGAUGCCAGGCCACAGUGCCUAUAUGAUGCCAGGCCACAGUGCCUACGAUGCCAGGCCCCAGUGCCUAUAUGAUGCCAGGCCCCAGUGCCUACGAUGCCAGGCCCCAGUGCCUAUAUGAUGCCAGGCCCCAGUGCCUACGAUGCCAGGCCACAGUGCCUAUAUGAUGCCAGGCCA
This is a messenger RNA of Blastomyces gilchristii SLH14081, 362 nucleotides long. RefSeq lists its product as uncharacterized. Lineage: Eukaryota; Fungi; Ascomycota; Eurotiomycetes; Onygenales; Ajellomycetaceae. The record is from RefSeq and is a predicted model, not a curated record. The coding region runs from base 1 to 306 and encodes 101 amino acids. The transcript is spliced from 2 exons.